GUAGAAAUUAAAAAUGGAGAAAUGUUGAACCAUUAAAUCAAGUUUUAUGUGCGAAACCAUUUCUUAAAAAUACUAAUUUUUGCUAAUAUUAAAUAUUUUAAACUCAUAGUGAGAAUUAAUUACUUUAGCCAGUAUGCCUUCCAUUGUCGAUGUUAAAACUUCUUGGGCCGAUGAGGUAGAGCUCGAAGGCGGAGUACUUCCACCCCCUACAGAAGUUUAUGAAAAUAAUUUAAAAAUUGUCACAGAAUAUAAAAUGAAUGAGGAUAACAAAAAGAUAAAAUGUGUUCGUACAUAUAAAAUAGAAAAAUGCAUUGUAUCAAAAAGCAUAGCACUUCGGAAAACUUGGCGAAAAUUUGGUGACUCUGCAGGUGAUAAGCCAGGACCAAGCAGUCAAACCACAAUGGUAGCUGAAGAUGUUUUCAUGCAAUUCAUCACAAAUAAGGAAGAAGAAAAAACCGAAGAAGUUGUUGACAAACUGAAAAAUAUACGUAAGUGUCGUACUUGUAAUGGAGACCAUUGGACCGUACAGUGUAUGUACAAGGACACAAUGCUUGGUGGUCCCAAGCCUAUGGAUAGUGCUAAGAUAUCAGGAGCAGCGGAUGCCGCUGGUGGUGCUACAGGUGACAAGUAUGUCCCACCAUCUAGGAGAGAGGGAGCUAAAUUGGGAGGUCCUUCGAAUAUAAGAAGGGAUGAUGCUACUGCCAUCCGUAUAACAAACUUGUCAGAAGCAACAAUGGACUCAGAUUUAGAAGACCUAGUUAAGCCUUUUGGUCAACAUAGUAAAAUGUAUCUGGCAAGAGAUAAGGUUACUGGUGUUUGUAAAGGUUUUGCAUAUGUCCAUUUCAAGUUUGCAGCAGAUGCAGCUCGUGCUAUUGCUGGUCUCGAUGGCUAUGGUUAUGAUCAUUUAAUUUUGAAAGUGGAUUGGUCCAAACCCGCAGCGCAGCAAGGUGGAAGUGGUACUGGUCAACAAGAUUUUUCAUAUAGACAAUAAUUUUAAAUUAAAAAGUACAUUUUUUUGAUUUUGGGUAUUGGCAAAAAGUAAAGAAUAUAUAACAGUAUUUUAUUUAAAUGAUAAUUUCAAUUGUACUAUACUUUUUUCAAUACUUAUUAUUUUCAAAAUUUCAUGUAUACUUAUAUUUAGUUACUCAAAUAGCUACUUGACUGGAACAUCAAGAUUGUAAUAUCAGUCUCGAUGCAUUUUUUUGUUGACUGGAACAUAAAUAAAACAUAAUUUUAUAAAAUUUGCUGCUAGGAUUGUCAGAUAUCCAAAUCUUAAACAAACUUUUUUAGGCUAUCAAGAAUAUUAGACUGAAUAAACAGAUUUAAUAUGAAGAGGUCAAGA
This is a messenger RNA of Ctenocephalides felis (cat flea), 1342 nucleotides long. RefSeq names its product eukaryotic translation initiation factor 3 subunit G (gene eIF3g1). Gene Ontology annotation, molecular function: translation initiation factor activity; RNA binding. Lineage: Eukaryota; Metazoa; Arthropoda; Insecta; Siphonaptera; Pulicidae. Bases 134 to 991 code for a protein of 285 amino acids. Gene Ontology annotation, cellular component: cytoplasm; eukaryotic translation initiation factor 3 complex. The transcript is spliced from 3 exons. The record is from RefSeq and is a predicted model, not a curated record.